AUGCUUCUUUCAAAGACCUUACAGCUCACAAUUCUUUUUGUUCUUGCCCAAACUUAUCCUCUUGCAUCCUUGGAAGAGCAAGCAGCCACUUAUGAAGAUGCUCUUGCUAAAAGAACAGUCAUCAAAAAAUUGAAAACAUCAAGCAGCUCCAGAACAGCUUCCGAAGAAGUUUCAGCUAGAACGAAACAUAAAACCACCACAACCAAGGAAAAUGAAGGCAAAGAGUCUGGAAACAAUAAAUCUUCUGGUUCUUCAAGCUCUUCAACUAGUAAUAGUGGUUCUAUUAAGCCUGCCAGUGAAUCAUCUUCCGGUUCUUCAGGCUCUUCAACUAGUAAUAGUGGUUCUAUUAAGCCUGCCAGUGAAUCAUCUUCCGGUUCCUCAGGCUCUUCAACCAGUAACAGUGGGUCGAUUAAGCCUGUCAGUGAAUCAUCUUCUGGCUCUUCUGGAUCUUCAACCAGCAGAGACCUGAUUAAGAAAUCUGAUUCAUCUUCCAAAUCAGCUAGCUCUUCAACCAGCAGCGACCUGAUUAAAAAAUCUGAUUCAUCUUCCAAACCAGCUAGCUCUUCAACCAGCAGCGACCUGAUUAAAAAAUCUGAUUCAUCUUCCAAACCAGCUAGCUCUUCAACCGGCAGCGACCUGGCUGAGAAACCUGAAUCAUCCAAAUCAAUGGGAUCUAAAAUAAUGAGUGGUAUCACAACGGCAGGUGACGUUGCUCUCGGUGUUUCUGCCGUUGAUAUGGUGGCAGAACAACUUGGUAUAACUGGCUCAUCUUCGACUCUGGAAGAUACAUCUUCUUCUUCUUCCGAAGACAGCUCAUCUAGUAGCUGUAUUCCAUCAGCAGAGGAAUUAUGCCCAGUGGGUGAUGGAACUUAUACUGACGGUGAAGGAGAUAUUUAUAAUUCAUCUGGGGUCUUGAUUAGCUCUGCUGCUACUGCCACCACUGGUACUUCUACUGCCACUGGUUCUUCUACUGCCACUAGUACCUCUACUACCACUGCUACCUAA
Molecule: messenger RNA, 1005 nt
Organism: Saccharomycopsis crataegensis
Lineage: Eukaryota; Fungi; Ascomycota; Saccharomycetes; Ascoideales; Saccharomycopsidaceae
Exons: 1
Coding region: 1-1005 (334 amino acids)
Source: RefSeq, a predicted model, not a curated record